AUGGGGAGCAAGUGUUAUUUAUCAGAAGCAGGAUAUACUUGCAUGGUAAACGAGCCAGUUAGUGACAUGGAUGAGAGUGAUGAUUCAUUUUCUAAAAUGUUAUAUAGUGAUAUUUCUAGUGAUUCUAAUGCAGACAUUUUGUCAGAGACUGAGCUCAGCCAAGGAAAUGAAAAUGCUACAUGUGAUUGUGAGAAAGCCCGCCUUCAGCAUUUUCAGUGCCCUGGGUUACCAGUAGAUAUGUUCACUAUGGCUAUAUAUGGAGGGAUGUUUUUAUUUGAAGACUUCCCCGCAUCAAUGAUAAUUUGUGGUAUUAUUAGUCAAGUUAUGCACUUUUUGGUGCUAAGAACUUUUCCCUUCUUUGAUUUAACAUCAGUUCCAUUCAUUGGAUCUAUAGCUUUCGUUGCUAUCAAUCAUUAUUUAGCAUUUAGGUAUUUUUCUUCCAUCUAUUAUCCAUUUUCUGAGGUAUUGGCAUACUUCACUCUAUGCUUGUGGUUAGUGCCAUUUUCCUUUUUUGUUUCACUUUCUGCAAAUGAGAAUGUUUUGCCAACUGUUGCAGAAACAAGACCUUUAACUUCAGAUGAAAGUGAUGUUGUUACAAAUUACUUUUCUCGUCGCAGCAAACGUUAUGGGCUUUUAUCAUUUUUUAAUUAUGCGAAGGAAAGCAUUUUGCCACAGAGAGUGAAAAAGGUUUUCUAAUUUUCUACAAAAUGACUUAAAUUGAAAUAAAUUUGCUUUGAUAUGAAAUGAAAUAAAUUUGCUUUGAUUAUUGCAUAAAUUAUGAGAUUUUGUGAGUUGAUGGAUUCUAAAUUUGCUGAUUUUUUAUUGUUUUGUGUAGUUUGUAUUACAGUAGAAGGCUAAUAAUCCACACAGCUUGGGACUUGAGGUUGUGCAUAUUUUAGAGUUAAAAAUAGUUAGAUUUAGAUUGAAAAAAGCUGGAAUACAUAAAAACACAUUCAUAAAAUAUUUUUUUUGGACAUUUUUAUGGAGACAAUGCAUAUAAUAUGUGUAAAAUAUUUGUAAUUUUAUGUAAAAUGAAAAUAAGGAUUUUUUAAAACAUUUUCAAACUUUUUUUUUUAAUCUCAGAAUUUUGUUUUAAAACUUAAAAGAUAUUCUAGUUUGAAGCUUUUGUUUUAAAUUAUAGAAUCAUAAUUUCUUUAUCAAUUAUAUAAUUUUACUGUUUCUUUUCAUUCUUACUUUAGAAUAAAAUCACGAGUUUAUGUAGAACCUACCAUCCUGAUAUGGCAAAAAGAUCUAUUUUUAGCUCUUAAUAAAAUUUUAAAUUCUCAAGUACUGUGUUCUUUUUCAAUUAAAAUAACUCGUGUUUUAUCUUGAGCUAGGGGUAGAGUUUUGAUAACUUUUGACAAAAUAUUUACUUGGCAGUGGUUCUGAAAGUGAAUAAUAAACUUGAUUAGCUUGCUUCAAUUCUGAAGGAAGGAAAUGUAUUGCCAGUAAUGGCCGCAUAUUGCCAACAAUCACAAAAGCAAUUUGUGUACUCCCAACUAAAGCACAGUUAUACAUAGAGAUACAUAGCCUAUUAUUUAAAUUCAGACGCUUCUUUUUUUAUUAAUUUUUUGUUUUUUCUAAUCAGUAAGCAGUAGAAAAUCUCUUACAUGAUCGACUUAUUCUUUUCCUGUGAUGUCAAAUACUGCAUACUUCUGAUUUUUGACUCUAAAUUUUUUUAAUUCUAAUUUAAGAAUUAAAAAAAUUUGGCUGGUGGAUUUUGUCAUCUACUGUAUUUAAUUUUUAUGUUCUUGUUUUUUCUUUACUUAGUUGAAGCAGUUGUCUUCAAACUUGGUUUUUGCAAAGUGUGCAAAAUGUUCCCUGUUUUUGUCGGGGAAAAUGAUUAUGUAAAUUAUCGACAUGAAAAUCUUACUUACUUGUUGUAAAAUAUUGACAUAAGAGUCUUACUCACUUGUGAAUGUGAUAAACUGUAAUUAAAAACAAGUUAUUAUUUCUGAAUUCAAAUAAUAGCAUUUUAAAUUAAUUUUUGAAAUACUCAAUGUUAAUUAAAAUUUUAUUUUUCUUGUACUAGCAUCAUAAUGUUUU
Messenger RNA from Stegodyphus dumicola, 2046 nucleotides. Its product is annotated as protein TEX261. Gene Ontology annotation, molecular function: COPII receptor activity. Gene Ontology annotation, biological process: endoplasmic reticulum to Golgi vesicle-mediated transport. Lineage: Eukaryota; Metazoa; Arthropoda; Arachnida; Araneae; Eresidae. Gene Ontology annotation, cellular component: endoplasmic reticulum membrane; COPII-coated ER to Golgi transport vesicle; Golgi membrane. The record is from RefSeq and is a predicted model, not a curated record.